AUCAACUCGCAAUUCCGCAUUCGUUCCAACUCCUGAGCACUUUCUCCUCGUCCCCGACAAGCCAAUCGAAGCCGAGAUACGGCCAUGGACUCCACCGGCACCGGAGCAGGGGGUAAGGGGAAGAAGGGAGCGGCCGGGCGCAAGGUCGGCGGGCCAAGGAAGAAGUCGGUGUCGAGGUCCGUGAAGGCCGGGCUCCAGUUCCCCGUCGGCCGCAUCGGGCGCUACUUGAAGAAGGGCCGCUACGCGCAGCGUGUCGGCACCGGCGCCCCCGUCUACCUCGCCGCUGUCCUCGAAUACCUCGCCGCUGAGGUUCUGGAGCUCGCCGGUAAUGCUGCCAGGGACAACAAGAAGACUCGCAUUAUUCCGCGCCACGUGCUUCUGGCGAUCCGGAACGACGAGGAGCUUGGGAAGCUGUUGGGCGGCGUGACUAUCGCUCACGGCGGUGUGCUCCCCAAUAUCAACCCUGUUCUGCUGCCCAAGAAGACGGCGGAGAAGGCGUCCAGUGUGGGGAGCAAGGAGGCAAAGUCGCCCAAGAAGGCCGCCAAGUCCCCCAAGAAGGCAUAGACUGACUGUCUGGAGUGAUCUGAUGUUUAGCAGGACCUUGAUACCAGUAUGCGGUGAUGCGUAGGCUGUAGAUGGGUCGAAUGUGCUUGUGUGUGUAUGUGCCCUGCUGCAAGUUGCCCUUUGCUAUUUAAAAUGGAAGAAGAAAUGCCUUGUUUC
Molecule: messenger RNA, 720 nt
Organism: Zea mays
Lineage: Eukaryota; Viridiplantae; Streptophyta; Magnoliopsida; Poales; Poaceae
Product: Histone H2A
Exons: 2
Coding region: 85-564 (159 amino acids)
Cellular component (GO): nucleosome
Molecular function (GO): DNA binding; structural constituent of chromatin; protein heterodimerization activity
Source: RefSeq, marked validated